GCACGGUGUGAGCGCGGUGGGGUUUCGCGUUGGAGAUGCAGAAAGAAAGGGUAGUUUCAAGGAAGUGACGGACCAAUAUCGGGGGACUGGUCAGAGGAAGUUUGUUCGUCCAUGGUACUGGGCUGCCGACUGCCGUACGAAACUUUUCUCUUGUGGAUACUAGCGGCGCCGUGGAUUGGUACAGGCGGCAGAUAGAGCGGUGGAGAAGGCGCUUUUUUCCUUUUGGUACAAUCGAGGACGCAGCGAGAAAACGGGAAUCAUACAAGAAUUUCACUAACCACAGCCUAAAGCCCUUCUCCCUGUCUCUUCCCCGCGCCUUUCUCUGAUUUUGUCUGAGAUCCGCGAUGGGGAAGGAGCAGGAGCUACUCGAAGCGGCUCGCACGGGAAAUCUGGCCGCCGUGGAGAAGCUUUUAUCGGGGAAGAGGCAGUCUGCUGGCGCUAGCGGUGGAUCCUCUGGCACCGGGGGAAGCGGCAACAGCGGCACCUCUUCUCACACGCUCUCCAGUCUGCUUAGCAUCUGGAGAGGCCCCAACGUGAACUGCGUUGACAGCACCGGCUACACUCCCCUGCACCACGCAGCUCUCAAUGGACACAGCGAGGUGGUGGAGGCUCUGCUUAGGAACGAGGCCUUGACCAAUAUCGCCGACAAUAAGGGCUGCUACCCGCUGCACCUGGCCGCCUGGAAGGGAGAUCAGCAGAUAGUACGGAUGCUAAUACACCAGGGCCCCUCACACCCCAAGCUCAAUGAACAGAGCUGUGUAGAGCAAAAAGAGUUCAAGCGCUGUGGGCCCUUUGACCCCUAUAUUAACGCCAAGAACAAUGACAACGAGACCCCUCUACACUGCGCUGCCCAGUACGGACACACGCAGGUGGUCCGGCUGCUUUUAGAGGAGCUGACCGACCCCACCAUGAGGAACAAUAAGUUUGAGACCCCCCUGGACCUGGCGGCACUGUACGGCCGUUUGGAGGUGGUCCGUCUGCUGCUCAGUGCCCACCCCAACCUGCUCAGCUGUAACACCAAAAAGCACACACCUCUGCACCUGGCCUCACGCAACGGACACCUGCCCGUGGUGGAGGUGCUGCUGGACGCCGGCAUGGACAUCAACUAUGAGACGGAGAAAGGCAGUGCCCUACAUGAAGCGGCCUUAUUUGGAAAGACUGAUGUUGUACAGAAGCUCCUUACAGCAGGUAUCGACGUGAACAUGGUGGACCAGAAAGGACUGACGGCACUGGACAUCGUCAAGGGCAUGCCCUCACAGAAAAGCAGAGAGAUCGCUGCUCUAAUACAAGGUCACAUGUUGGGAAAACCUCCAGAUAUAGAUCUCCCCCCUCCACCAAUCCCCCCACCUCAAGAGAUCCCCAGCCCCAGGAAAAUAAGCGAGUUGGAGAAGGUGAGUGAGCUGAUCUCUGGGCUGGCCCCAGGACCAGAGGAGGAGUGUCCGUACGAGGCGCUGUUUGAAGCCACUUCCUGUCACUCUCUGGACAGUCUGACCAGCGGCAAGUCCUCUGACCGGGACUCAGGACGGCCCGACAGUGAGGCUGGGAAGAAAGAUCGAGUUGGCACUUUGUCUCAUCCUGGGGCUGGUCACGAGGAGGAGGUCAGCUCAGAGGCCCUGUACACUAACAGCAGUAUAGACGAGAGAGGAGAGCAGGGUGAAGAAGAUGAGGACCAUACUUAUGAAUUAUUACUAACCGCUCAGACCAAAGUCCCUCCAAGUCAAGAUUCACUGCCACCUAAAGACGAUUCUAUGAGUACACUACAGUCUUCCAAUAAUGUCCUACCUCAGCGUAAACCCAGUGUCCCCAACAACAUGAAAGCCCCCUGCAGGAUGAAAGAGAGCCUACACCCUCCUGCUCGGCUCAGCUCACGGCUGCCAGGAGACCCAAGCCAAAACCAAGGAGCAGGAUUCCCAGAACAAUUCACCGGCCUCCUUCACGGAUCAUCUCCCGUCUUUGAUUGCCGAGAGGAGCCGUUCAGAAUCCCAGGUGCGGCAUCGACCAAUCAGAGCCAAUCUCCAAAACCCAACCAGGAAGUGUCCGUAGCAUCUCCUUCAUCAUCAUCAUCGCCGAACCGUCCCAAUAUGGCGGCUAUCCUGACAGACUGUGAUCCCAAAGCUAUUUAUGCCACUGUGAACAAGGAACCAAAAGACUCCGGAGCUGCCUGUCGGACGCGCCCUCCUGGAGAUCUAAAACUGGCCAGGAGUCUAUCCAAAUCGGACUCGGAUCUCCUGGUGUCACCACCGAAUGAAGAGGAUGGAGCACUGGCCAACCGCAGUGAGUCUGUGUCAAACUGUAGCACGGGCAAGAAGAGGCUGGAGAAGUCCCCCUCCUUCACCUCGGAAUGGGACGAGACACAGACUGCACCACUUACCACACAACCAGAGAGUCCUGAUUCUGUUGACCCUAUCGAGAAGAUCAUGACACUGAUUGGUGCAGGCAUUGAUUUUUCCAGAGAUCAGCAGUACGCCUCCCCAGGUGCAGGCCGCCUCCUGGAGCAGCCGGUGGGAGACUGGCUGGAGCACGUGGGGCUGCCCCAGUACGAGAGCAAACUGCUGCUCAAUGGCUUCGAUGACCUGCACUACAUGGGGAGCAAUGUCAUGGAGGACCAGGACUUGAGGGAGAUUGGAAUCACAGACGCGAGCCACCGCAAGAAAAUCCUCCAUGCUGCGCGGUCAUUACCAAAGGUGAAAGCAUUUGGUUGCGAUGGCAGCUGCUCCCUCUCAUCAUGGCUGGAGAACCUGGGUCUUCAGGAGUACUUGCCGAACUUCCUGUCGAGUGGAUAUCGCACUUUAGACUGUGUCAAAAACUUGUGGGAACUGGAGAUUGUCAAUGUUUUAAAGAUCACAUUAUUGGGUCAUAGGAAACGUAUCAUCGCGUCUUUAGCAGAACGACCAUAUGAGGAGCCUCCUGUCAAACCUCCACGUCUCUCUCAGAUCAGGUGCAUUGACCUGCCAGGUUCCCAGUCUUCUUCUCCUCUCAGUCAAUUGGACUUGUACAGCGGACACUCCAUGGAUCCUCUGCUGCCACCUGGAGACAGGAAGAAAAGUUUAGAGGCAGAGUACGAGGUUCCACAACGACAUCGGCAAAGAAUACAGGAGAGACAAGAGGAGCGGUAUCAGGAGCCUCGUUUAACACUACGGCCACCGAGCCUGGCAGCACCAUACGCUCCUGUGCAGAACUGGCAUCAUCAACCCGAGAAACUCAUAUUUGAAUCCUGUGCCUACGAAGCCAGUUACCUGGGUUCCAUGCUUAUUAAAGAGCUACGGGGUACAGAGUCAACCCAGGAUGCAUGUGCCAAAAUGAGGAGAUCAACAGAGCAAUUAAGAAAAGUGCCAACCAUCGUCCUCUCAAUAACAUACAAGGGAGUCAAAUUUAUUGAUGCAGCCAAUAAGAACAUCAUUGCAGAACAUGAGAUCAGAAAUAUCUCGUGUGCAGCGCAGGACCCAGAGGAUCUGUGCACGUUUGCCUACAUCACAAAAGACCUGCAGACCAACCACCACUACUGCCACGUGUUCAGCACUGUAGAUGUGAACCUGACCUAUGAGAUUAUCCUGACACUGGGCCAGGCGUUUGAAGUGGCCUAUCAGCUCGCUCUUCAGGCACAACGGACCAAACAGCACCAAAACAUCCCUGUGGCCUCUACCGCCGAGAUUGUAGAAACCAAGUCCACUCGACCUGUGCCAAAACCAAGAGGCAGUGUUCGCAGAUCUGCAGACUCCCCUCCUCUCGACAGUCGCUGCUGUUACUGUUGCACCUGCUCUUCCUCCCUCCGCCCUUCCGCUCUGCCGCUGCCCUCUGCCUCUUCUGCCUCCUCUGCAGCUCAGGGAGAUCAUCUGGACCAGGAGGGAGAUUCACAGUCCCAAAGCAGCUCCACAUGGCUGGUCGACCCCAAGGAGUCCAAACGCACUAUUAGCACUAACUGAGCUCUGGCCGCUCCCACACAGAUUGAGCCUGGUUCAGUGGACGUAGGGCAUUUGUGGAACAGUAACCCACUUCUGCAGAGGAGCAUUUCAGCGCUGAGACAAGAGGAGCCUCAUCACUCCACAUGAACUUGAUCAAUGGACAACAGUCAAAAUAAUAUGUUCAGUGUAUGCUUUCUAACAAACUCAUUUGAAUUGAGGAUGUACAAACAGGUUUUUAAUUCAAAACCUGGGAAAGAGGAAGUGGCAAUAAACAGAGGUGUUUCAGUACAAAUAAUGUAGCAGAGAAAAAGUGAACAGCAUGGUACGUGAAUUAAACUGUCCUGCAUCUGUUGCAUAUCCUAUGAGCAGAACCAUGUUGUUUGGUGUAACACAUCAUGUAACUGUGAUCUCUCAUGUACUAUUGCACACACUCUGAGGACAAUGGGCAGAAGAACUGACACUACAGACUGUUUUUAUCUGAGACAGGGUGGCUUUUAUUUGAUUUACAAAAGUUUUGUAUAUUUUAAUUGUUUAUAUGACAAUAGUCUGUCCCAAAGCAGAAACUGGAUCAGGUGUGGUACACUGCAGUUCUUCCCUCCCUGCUCCUUUAGAUUUUCUAAACAAAGCUAAUCACUAAACCUGCCAUGCAGGCUGGUACAACAAUAGGCUACGAUGUCUCCAGUUUGUCGACUGUUAAAUGUACUUCUGAUCAGCUGAUGUGUUUAUGGUACAAAUACUGUAGUGACGCGAUACAUAGGCCAGUAUAACAAAGGCUUACACUGGCACCAUCAGCCUGGUCACAUUUAGCUUUUGCACAUUGCUAAAAAGCUGGAGAUGUUUGGGACUAGUCUGGUGAUAUCAGAUGAAUAUUGUAAAUGAUUAUAGUGCUCUGUAUUUUGAUACUUGAAUGAUUUUUAUUUUAUAGAUAUCUAUAUGUAUAUGUUAUGUAUGUAAUUUUUGACAUUUGUCAAAAAAAGAGAAAAGGACUAUGUCAUAACAGAGUUAAACAUAUCGUGAAUAAAUACCCUGUGAUUAAAUAAGGCUGAGGAACGUGACUCAGCAGAGGGACCUCACAUAAAGAGAUUGUACAUAUCUUGGGCUUCCAGUCUUUUUUAUGAUUAUUUUCAUAAUUGUACAAUGAUUAAAUGGCUCAAGUAAUUUG
Messenger RNA from Periophthalmus magnuspinnatus, 5064 nucleotides. RefSeq names its product ankyrin repeat and SAM domain-containing protein 1A. Lineage: Eukaryota; Metazoa; Chordata; Actinopteri; Gobiiformes; Gobiidae. The record is from RefSeq and is a predicted model, not a curated record. Gene Ontology annotation, molecular function: protein binding. Bases 345 to 3923 code for a protein of 1192 amino acids. The transcript has 29 exons. Gene Ontology annotation, cellular component: cytosol.